AUCAACAAAUGCAUCUUUCUGCACAGAAAGAUUAUAUAGUAAUGUUUCGAAGCUAGACAAAAAAAAUUGUGAAAGUAAAACACAUUGUUUAUUAUAAUUAGACAUUUUUCCAGCUAGUAUCAAACAUAUUUAAUCAAAAUGAUGUGUCGGCAAGUUCUUCCGGACGCGACGGAUGGUGGUAUCGAACAGAUUUACAUCGUCAAAACGGAACCCGGCCUGGAGGAUGACGGUGGGUUCGCUAACAUGGUCCCGGAAACGGUUGACGAAAUCAAGACGGAACCAAAGUUCGAGGAGAAUGAAAAUCCGGAUGAUUAUCAACCAGAUGAGGAGGUUGGAUUUCAAACGGUUGAUGUGAUUGUAAAAGAGGAACCAAAAGUGGGUUCGGAUUGCGAAUCGAAUCAGGUGGACAAGAAAUUUGACGUAAGGUCUGAGAAGUCCGCGAAGGAUCAAACUGAUACCAACAAGGGAAAGACUAAACCCAAAACUGGUAAAAAAGAGAAAAAGCCAAGUAACUCCACUAAGGAGAAGGUCGAUAAAGCUCAAGUAAACGAAAAGUUGUUUGCUUGCUCAGUAUGUGGCAAAAAAACUAACAAUGAAUACAAUUUGCAAACGCAUUUGAAAACACACAAAACAAAGAAAAAGGUAGAAAAGGAAAAGGAUUUAACUUGUAAUGUUUGUGGUAAGGUCUCUUUUUCUAACUAUCAUCUACAAAUACAUCUUGAAGGGCAUGAGAGGAAGGCAAAAAAACGGGAACAACUAGAAACAAAGAAAAAAUCGAAAUUGGAGAAGCUUCAACGGUUCGUUUGUCACUAUUGUCCGAGCAAGUUUACCACUAACUAUAACCUUCAGCGCCACGAGGAUCUUCACGACAUUCCGCUAGACCAACAGAUCCACAAGAGAAAAGAGUUCUUUUGUUACGUUUGUGAUCAGGAUUUUGGGUCGAAAGAAGGCAUUCGAGAACAUUUGUACACCCACGCUGACCAGCUGCCGUACACGUGCGAGGAGUGUGAUAAACCAAUAUCUAUCAAAUCGGUGCGUGAUUUAAAUCAGCACUUGGAAAUGCACAAAGACACUACGAAUGGAAGUGUCAAGUGUACCUGGUGUCCGCUACGAUUCCAUUCACUUAAAGGGUGCACAUUCCACGAAAGAACGCACGUCAACGAGGGAAGUAGUGCUUUGAAGGCGCUGGAGCGCAGGGCAAGCAUUUUGAGCAAGAAAAAGAACGUCAAAAUCAUCGUCGUUGAAGGAACAUUGCGUUACGCUUGUGAUCACUGCGAUAAAUCGUACACGUUGCUUGAUUCGUUACGAGAUCACACGACCACGCACACUGAUUCGGAUAAACCGAAAAAACUGCACGUUUGCACGAUCUGUAACGAGGUGUUUGCCUUUGCCGGAGGGCUUUUUACACACAAAUUGGUCCAUUCAGAUUUUUUGCCGUAUAAGUGUGAAUACUGUGACAAACCAUUUAAAGCUGCUAUUCGUUUGAUUGAACAUCGUCGUAUUCACACUGGAGAAAGACUCUUCGUGUGUGAAUGCGGUCAAGGAUUUGCCAAAAAUGGUACAAUGCUGGCGCAUAGAAGGAAAUGCUUUAGAUCUGAAUAUUUAAAAAGCUGCUCUUGUCGAAUUUGCGGAAACGAAUCAUUCCCAAACUAUGCCGGAUUGGUUAAACACGUAACUGAGCAACACUUCGAGCCCAUACCGAAGACUAAAUGUCAAUUUUGCCCCGCGUUAAGUCAAAAUGCGCUUCUUCUGGUACGUCACGAGCAUCGUCAUCAGAUGCCGAACGUGAUUAAAUGUGAUCAGUGUAAUCGCAUUUUUAAAAACAAAGCUAUGUUGGAAGAGCAUGAAGUUACACACAUCAACACGCCACGAUCAUUUAUUUGUGAUAUUUGCGGAAAGACUUUCAAUCGACUCAAACGCCUACAGAAGCACAAGAAAAACCACACAAAAGUCCGAAGGAAGCCUACCAAGCUGCAUUGUUGUGACAUGUGCCCGAAAAAAUUCUCAUGGCUGGGGAACUUUCGCAGCCAUCAAAAGUUGCACUACAACGAGAAGAGUCGAUACUUCAUACCGUCGUUGGUGGAGGCUGCAAAACCGGAACCGGAAGUGGAUGAAAAUGAGGAUUUGGAUUUUGGUAUGUUAGUUAAAACAGAAAUGGAAUGAAGAUAAAUAAAUCUUAUAAUUGUAUCAAUUUUCAAUGUUUAAGAUA
Messenger RNA from Culex quinquefasciatus (southern house mosquito), 2209 nucleotides. RefSeq names its product zinc finger protein 2 homolog. NCBI's taxonomy places the organism in Eukaryota, Metazoa, Arthropoda, Insecta, Diptera, Culicidae. The record is from RefSeq and is a predicted model, not a curated record. The transcript has 6 exons. The coding region runs from base 139 to 2163 and encodes 674 amino acids.